Microcebus murinus (gray mouse lemur) is the source of this 5944-nucleotide messenger RNA. NCBI's taxonomy places the organism in Eukaryota, Metazoa, Chordata, Mammalia, Primates, Cheirogaleidae. The record is from RefSeq and is a predicted model, not a curated record.
CAGAAGCAGACCUAGCUCCUGCCGUCCGCCUUCUCGGGCCUGAGAGUGAGGAGGUACCUGCGUCUUUAGGUCCGUGCGGGGGCAGAGGGUGCGCACCUCGAGUGAGAGCGCUGGUGACGGGGCUCUGCGCGGCCUGGGGACCUCAGGACAGGUGGGCUUGAGUGCGGGGGACUGGUGCAAGAAGCCUCGGGAAUCCCCAGGCUGGCCCUCCCCUCCCCCAACCCCGCGCGGGGCGGCGGGCUGCAGGGCGCAGCUCGGGUUGAGUCCUGCUCGGCGGAAGGUGCUCGGUACUGGCCAGGGUGUGCAGGACUGCCGGCCCGGGAACGGCAUGUGCGUGUAUAACGCGAUGACGAGCAGGACUAGUAACUAGUGCUAUUAUUCUGAGAAUUAAAUAAGUUGUCAUCUGUAAAACAUUUCGUCAAGUGCCUUAAUAAGCAUUGUGUAAGAAGUAAGCUGCUGUCAUUAUUAUGAGACACUCGUUCUCAUUGUUUGGUAUUUUAUUUAACCCUCACAACAACCCUACUUGUUAUAAACAUGCCAUUUUUAAAAAUGAAAGGAAUUUCGUGGGACUGAAUAUCCUAGGGCACAAACUAGCAGGUGAGGCAGGUAGGGUGCAGAUACAGAUAGGCUUGACUUCCUGUCCCUUGCUCUUCCUAAUUUCUUAUCUACCUAAAAGCGAGAGUUGCCAGUACCUGACUAAAACCUUGGGAGCACUUAUGCAGAGUGACCUGUCCUCGGAUAUGAUUGUGAAGUGAAUAUGGACAAAUUUCACCAUGUGGUAAAUAUAUCCUGGGAUUUGUGGAGUCUCCACAGAGCCCCUGGUUCAGAUUGAGCUGAACCUUCCUGUGUUGUUCGGGCUGUCUCUCCUCAAAGGCACAGAUUGAUUGAUAUUCUAGUGCAGUGCUGUCCAAGAGAAAGCUAAUGCAAAACACAGAUAUACUUUAGAAUUAUUCAGUAGCCAAAAUAAAAACAGUAGAAAGAGGCAGACAAAGGUAAUCUUAUAUUUUAUUUAACUGAUUACAUCCAAAAUACUAUUUUGUGGCACUGGCCAAACUUUAGGUGUCCAUCAGCAUGCAGCUAAUGGCUACAGUACUGGAUAGAAUGUUUCUAGUGAAUUCCAAGAGUUGGGUGUAGGGUGUGAGAUGAAGUUUUCAAAGAAAGUAAAUUUGUUUCUCAGGCCCAUGUCCCAGCCCCUCUGGAGCAAAGCAGCUCUUAGGAUAGGAAAGAGGAUUCCCAGGGACUCCUGCCACUUCGAAGAAUAGCCCCUUUGAUAGAGACCUCUUGCAGAGCAGAAUCGAAAGAUUUUAGAAAGGAGCAGGUCCUGAUUGGCUUCCUCAGUGGCAGUUCUUGAUUCCCUGUAUAGUGUGAGCCAGACUUCGUAAUGUUGCCACAUCCGAAAGCCAUUACAGACUCUGUGACCAUGGAUGCUGUGGACUAACUUGCAGAAGGUGGUGACCUGGUGUUGAGAAGAAUGGGUGACUGUUGCACUGGACAGAAAACUUUAAUAGAGGGCCGGUGAGGCGAUCAUGUCCAGGGAAGACAUAAUCAGCUGACAGUCCACACUUUGAGUUGCUCUUAUGCCAUGUUCGUCACCACAUGUGGCAUUUAGAGUUAUGCUGAUGCUCCCUCUUUCCUGAUCAUAGGGAAUAACAAAAUGAUAGUAGAGGAAGAAUUUCUAUAUUUGAAGCCCAAAAAUAUUGGGCCUGAUGAUUUUUGUAGAGUCACCCAGGGCAAAACCAAGAACUAAACACAGUGCUGUUCAACUAAACAGCCGAACCUCCACAGCUCUCUGUACUCUUCCUGGAACAGCAAAGAAUGAACAUGUCUCAGGCAUCAGUGUCAUUCGAGGACGUGACUGUGGAAUUCACCCAGGAGGAGUGGCAGCAGAUGGGCCCUGCGCAGAGGAACUUGUACAGAGAUGUGAUGCUGGAGAACUACAGCCACCUCGUCUCAGUGGGAUAUUGCAUUACCAAACCCAAGGUGAUCUUCAAGUUGGAGCAAGGAGAAGAGCCCUGGUUCCUAGAGGACAAAUUCCUAAGCCAGAAGUACCCAGGAUAUUAUAAAGUUGAUGACCACAUUAAAGGGAUCAAGGAAAAACAAGAGAAGCCUCUGUGGGAAGUAAUAUUCAUUGAUGAUGAAAUAUUGAGUAAAGAAGGACAGAAAUUUUUAGAAAACCCAUUUAAUCUAGGCAUAACUCCAGAGUUUUUAGGAAAAAUACUCUGUAAAUGUGACUCAUGUAGUAUGAAUUUACCAGUUAUUUCUGAAUUAAUUUUAAGUGAAAGCAACUAUUCAAGAAAGAAGCCUGAUUACUUGAACGUAUGUGAAAGAUUGCAGCUUGAUAUUAAUGGUGAGAAAACUCAUGCUGGAGAUAAAUCUUAUGAAUAUAAUAAAAAUGUGAAAGCUCACAGUCAUAAGAAAGAUCACUACCAAGGAUUUCAAACUUCGAAGCAAUCUUUUGAAUGUAAUGAAUUUGGAAGUGUUUUACAUGAUAAGACCACCUGUAUUACAGCUGGGAGUUUUCCAACAGGAGAGAAUUCCUCUAAGGAUGACGAAUUUAGGAAAAACUGUGAUAAAACUAGUUUAUUAAAUCACAUGAGAACUGACACAAAGGAGAAAUGCUCUGAUCUUAAUGACUGUGAGAAAUCCUACCACAAAAACACCAUUGUGGGAUACAAGAAAGAUCACAUGGCUGUGACACACUAUGAACACAAUGAAAGUGGGAUUAAUUUCAGUAGGAUGUUACCCCUUACUCAAUCUCAGAGAACUUUUACAGGACAGAGUGCUUUUGAAAGCGAUAAAUGUGAAGAAAACUUUAGCCAGAGUUCAGCCCAUAUAAUACAUCAGAAAAUACAAACACGAGAUAAAUCAUGUGCAUAUAAUGGAUGUACGGAUGCCUUCUAUCAGAAAUUAGACCUUACAAUACACCAGAAAACUCCCAUAGAAGAGAAAUUCUACCAGUCUGGUGAAUAUAAGAAAUCCUUUUACCAGAAUACACACUUCAUUCAGCAUGAGAGGACCCAUUCUGGGGAGAAACCUUACCAAUCUGAGGAAUGUGGGAAAUCCUUUUGUUCAAAUUCACACCCUGUUCAGCAUACUGGAACUUAUAUGAGGUUCAAACUUUAUAAAUGUAGUGAAUGUGGGAAAACUUUCUGUCAGAAGUCAAACCUCACUAAGCAUCUAAGAAUUCACACAAAGGAGAAACCUUAUGAUAACAGUGGCUGUGGGAAAUCUUAUAAGCCACUCUUCAUAGGGUACCAGAGAACAGACACAGAGAUGAAACUCUAUCAAGGCAGUGAAUAUAAGAAAACAUUCUCCAAGAUGGCCCAUCUCAAAGAACAUCAGAGAAUUCACAUGGGGGAGAAACCCUAUGAAUGUACUGAAUGUGGGAAAACUUUCUCCAAGACAUCACAUCUCCAGGCACAUCAGAGAAUUCACACAGGGGAGAAACCUUAUGAAUGUAAUGAAUGUGGGAGAUCUUUUACCUAUAAUUCAGCCCUAAGAGCACAUCAGAGAAUCCACACAGGUGAGAAACCCUAUGAAUGUAGUGACUGUGAGAAAACUUUUGCCCAUAAUUCAGCCCUCAGAGUACAUCAGAGAAUUCACACAGGGGAGAAGCCAUAUGGAUGUAAUGAAUGUGAGAAAACUUUUGCCCAUACUUCAGCCCUCAGAGCACAUCAGAAAAUUCACACAGGGGAGAAACUCUAUGAAUGUAGUGAAUGUGGGAAAACUUUCUCCCUGAAGACUCACCUCAGUACACAUCAGAGAAUUCACACUGGAGAGAAACCCUAUGAAUGGGAGAAACUCUAUGAAUGUAGUGAAUGUGGGAAAACUUUCUCCCUGAAGACUCACCUCAGUACACAUCAGAGAAUUCACACAGGUAAGAAACCCUAUGAAUGUAGUGACUGUGAGAAAACUUUUGCCCAUAAUUCAGCCCUCAGAGUACAUCAGAGAAUUCACACGGGGGAGAAACCAUAUGGAUGUAAUGAAUGUGAGAAAACUUUUGCCCAUACUUCAGCCCUCAGAGCACAUCAGAAAAUUCACACAGGGGAGAGACUCUAUGAAUGUAGUGAAUGUGGGAAAACUUUCUCCCAGAAGACUCACCUCAGUACACAUCAGAGAAUUCACACAGGGGAGAAACCUUAUGAAUGUAAUCAAUGUGGGAAAACUUUCUCCCAGAAGUCAUACCUCAGUGGACAUGAAAGAAUUCACACAGGGGAAAAACCUUAUAAAUGUAACAUAUGUGGGAAAACUUUUGUCUAUAAGGCAGCCCUCAUAGUGCAUCAAAGAAUUCACACAGGGGAGAAACCUUAUGAGUGUAAUGAAUGUGGAAAAACUUUCUCCCAAAGAACCCACCUCUGUGCACAUCAGAGAAUUCAUACAGGGGAAAAACCCUAUGAAUGUAGUGAAUGUGGGAAAACAUUUGCGGAUAAUUCAGCCCUCAGGGCACAUCACAGAACUCACACAGGCGAGAAACCCUAUGAAUGUAAUGAAUGUGGGAAAACUUUCUCUAAGACAUCACACCUCAGAGCACAUCUGAGAACUCGCACAGGGGAGAAACCCUAUGAAUGUAAUCAGUGUGGGAAGACUUUCUCUGAGAAGUCAUAUGUUAGUGCACAUCAGAGAAUUCACACAGGAGAGAAACCUUAUGAAUGUAAUAUAUGUGGCAAACCAUUCGCUCAUAAUUCAACACUCAGAGUACAUCAGAGAAUUCACACAGGUGUAAAAUCCUAUGAAUGUAAUGAAUGUGGAAAAACUUUCUCCCAGAAGUCACACCUUAGUGCACACCAGAGAAUUCACACAGGGGAGAAACCCUAUGAGUGUAAUGAAUGUGGGAAAGCUUUUGCCCAAAAUUCAACCCUCAGAGUACACCAGAGAAUUCACACAGGGGAGAAACCCUAUGAAUGUGAAGAAUGUGGGAAAAGGUUUGUCCGUAAGGCAGCUCUUAGAGUACAUCACACCAGAAUGCAUACCAGAGAGAAAACCAUAACCUGUAAUGAAUUUGAGAAGCCCUGAAGAAACUGAUACUUUACUAUAUAAUAUGCAGUAGAGAAACUCAUCUCACAUAGACUAGCAAAUUGCUCUCUUAACCAUUUCCGUUUCCACUGGGCUCAUAGCUUGUCAAAAACUCCCAAUCUUUUGUUCAUCCAGAUGUGGCUGACCAUAGAAUGUGAUGUUAAUGAUAUAUAUUACAUUUAAUCCUGGCCCUUGAAAUAAAUUACCUUACAUUCUUCCUGGUCUAUGUUAAGAUGGAGUGGAGAUGAUUUCUACAGCAAACUUGGAUCCUCUGUGUUGAACAUGAUAGAACACAAGGUCAAAGAAGCUAAAGUCUGAAAAAUUGUGUAGAACUGAAUUCUCCACUUACUGAUACUUACCAGUUAGAUUUUUUGUUUUAAGUAAAAAGUUUAUAUUCUGUUGAGCUCUUACAGGUUUGGACUAUUAGAUACACAUAGUUUAGCCAACUCUCUGUUAGAGUGGGAUGAAACCCUAUGAAUAUAAUAAAUUUUAGAAGAAUUCAACUUAUCAUUGGAUAUUAGAGACUUUGCAUGAAGUAGAAGACUGUCAACAUCCUGAAUGAUCUGAAGCCUUCACUACAAAGCAGAAAAAUUCAAAUUUCAGGGAAAAACACAAAGCCUUCAUCACAGAGUGAACUAUAUUAAGAAACAAAUAAUCAGAAUAAAAUUUUAUAUUUUGAAUAACAUUUUUCAACAAAUAUUGAAAGUCUUUUUUCAGAUAAUUUUUUCUGAGGAAAUGCGUCAGUUUCAGAAUUGAAGAUAAAAUCUUUGCCUAGAACUGAUAUACUAAAACUUGUAUGUAAUAUCCAAAAUUUUAUAGUAAAUAUAUGAGAAAAUAUUUAUGUAUAGAAAACCUCACUGUUGAAUGUGAAGUUUUAAAAAUGGAGGAAUGACCUGAAUUCUGUGGCCAAUAAACGUUUGUGAAUAGUCUA